AUGGAGAAGUCUAGAAUAAAAUCAAUACUUCCUAAACCAUCCGCAGGGGUUGCUGGAGGAUCGCCUGUGAGUUCUACAAAUAGUGGAGGAAACAAAAGAAGAUCGCUUCCCUCUAACAAUGCUACUGUGGUUAAGAAGCAGAAAUCGCUGAGUUUGAGUGAAGCUUCUAUAUCGGGACAAUCAGGAGACAAAGGGUCGAAGCAAACAGGACAUAGGCCAGUUACAUCUUGUACAUUCUGCCGCCAGCACAAGAUUAAGUGUAAUGCAUCUGAAAACUACCCAAAUCCAUGUCACCGAUGCGAUAAAAUGGGAUUGAAGUGUGAGAUAGAUCCACAAUUCAGGCCCAAGAAAGGCUCACAGAUUCAGUCAUUGAAGAGUGAUGUUGAUGAAUUAAAAGCAAAAAUUGAAAUGUUAACCAAGAACGAGUCCCUUUUAACUCAAGCAUUGAACCAACAUAACAUGAAUUUCACACAACAGCAGCUGCAACCAGUCUUUGGUAGCAUAACCCAAAAUCAAAUGUAUAAUACAACCCCAAUUCAAAGAUCCGUUGGAACCGUUUCGGAUUUCUCAAGUGGAAACACCCCAUCACAAUUCCAAUCUGAUAAUUCACCUUCAUUUGCUUCAAGUUUUCCUCAUGUAAAUACCAGUGCUAACUUGUCACCAUCCAAUCAUUUACAAGGCAAUCAAAUUCUCAAUGAUGCAAUUCCUACUUCAGCCUCCUUGGGACAUAUUUUACACGAAGCAUCAACUGAUAAUUCACCCACUGUUGAAAAGAAGUAUGAGAAUUCAGGAAAAUUAGUAAAGGAUGAUGAAGAAUUUGAAACUGUUCAUGAGUUCGUUCUAGGAGAUGUUUCUGUCCCUUUGAAUAAAGCAAAUGAACUUCAUGAUAGAUUCAUUACUAAACAUUUGCCAUUUUUACCUAUCAUUACUUCGAAUUCAGCCACAGAAUUAUAUCAUAAGUCAAAGCUUUUAUUCUGGUCCGUUAUUUUAACAGCAGCUUUGUCCGAGCCAGAACCAACGUUAUACAUGUCAUUAGCGUCAUUAAUCAAACACUUAGCAAUUGAAACUUGCUGGACACAUACACCUAGAUCAACGCAUGUUAUACAGGCACUUGUUAUACUUUCCAUAUGGCCCUUACCAAAUGAAAAAGUUUUGGAUGAUUGCUCUUAUAGAUUUAUUGGGUUGGCUAAGAAUUUAUCACUACAAUUAGGUUUACAUAGAGGUGGUGAAUUCAUUCAAGAAUUCAGCAGAACGCAAGCCAGUUUGGGCCCUGAUGCUGAACUUUGGAGAACGAGAACCUGGUUAGCUGUAUUUUUCUGUGAACAAUUCUGGUCUUCUGUAUUGGGAUUACCACCGCUGAUCAACACGACUGAUUAUUUAUUGGAGAACGCAAGAGUUGAUCAAAGUUUACCUACAAAUUUCCGUUGUCUAAUUUCAUUAUCUAUUUUCCAAUGCAAGUUGGUCAAUGUUAUGGGAAUUUCAGUUACACGGCCAGAUGGUCUUUUGGAACCUCUGAAUCGUGCAGGUUCUUUAAACACAUUGGAUAGAGAAUUGGAGAGAUUAAAAUUCAAAUUACCAAUUGAAAAUGGUUCAUCUAUUGAAAUAUACUAUUUAUAUAUUAAGUUAAUGAUCUGCUGUUUUGCAUUUUUACCAGGUACCCCAAUUGAGGAUCAAGUUAAGUAUGUUAGUGCAGCAUAUCAUUCAGCAACGAGAAUUAUUACCCUUACAUCACAAAUGAUUAGUAGUAAUACUAUAUUACUAAUUGAAUUUCCUAUUUAUGUCAGACAGGCCAUAACGUAUUCUGUUCUAAUGUUGUUUAAAUUACAUUUAUCUCGUUAUUUGAUCGAUAAAUAUGUGGAUAGUUCCAGACAGCUGAUUGUUACGGUGCAUAGAUUAUUCAGAAACACGUUAUCUUCGUGGAAAGAAUUACAAAACGAUAUUUCUAGAACUGCAAAAGUGCUAGAAAAUUUGAAUAUUGUUUUAUAUACUUAUCCUGAAAUUUUCUUAUCCGAGAAUAAUGAAAUUGGUGGGAGUAUAAUUACUAGAAUGAGAUCACAUUUAACUGCUUCAUUGUUUUAUGAUUUAGUGUGGUGUAUACAUGAAGCAAGAAGAAGAACUGUCGCCGAUAAAUCAAACCCACCCCAAGAUAAGAAGAUUAAGCAAGAAUCUAAUGAAGAUACGGUGUUUUCAAACCAAAGAAAGCCUAUUCCUUUGCCAUUCUAUAAUCAAAUUACCAAGGACGACUUCAAAACAAUUACAACCACCACCCCUAAUGGUACAACAGUGACUACCUUGGUGCCAACUGACCACGCAUUGACUCAAGCUAAGCUGAAUGCUAAUGCAAAUGGCUUGGAUAAACCAUUGGAAAUCAACGGUAUCCCAUUAGCUAUGCUUGAAGCAACUGGCAGUAUGAGAGAUGUCGGUUCAAGAAAUGCAAACCAAGAAAACGCAGCAAACUCGUUAUCAACUCCAUUUUCAAAUGACUCAAUAAAUAAGUCAAAUCCUCUUUCAACCGCUUCCAGAAAUCAAUACCAUCCACAAAUAGAGCAAAUGGCUCGGGGCCAGCCCAUGCUUUUUUCUCCUGGUGAUCCUUUAGGUGAGGUCCAUUCUAUGGGCACUCCAAAUCAAUCAAACUUCCAAUACGUCAGUGGAACUCAACCAGGAUUUAAUGGUGUUGCUGACCAAAUGGACGACUUUUUCCAAAAACAAUCUGAUGGCUGGAUAAAUAAUGAUAAUUAUCAGGACGAUGAUUUCUUAGGUUGGUUCGAUGCAAACAUGAUCCCUGAAAACUAA
Messenger RNA from Debaryomyces fabryi, 2793 nucleotides. It is a transcript of the gene SEF1, whose product is annotated as Sef1p. Lineage: Eukaryota; Fungi; Ascomycota; Pichiomycetes; Serinales; Debaryomycetaceae. The record is from RefSeq and is a predicted model, not a curated record. Bases 1 to 2793 code for a protein of 930 amino acids. Gene Ontology annotation, molecular function: transcription cis-regulatory region binding; zinc ion binding; DNA-binding transcription factor activity, RNA polymerase II-specific. Gene Ontology annotation, biological process: regulation of DNA-templated transcription; DNA-templated transcription. The transcript has a single exon. Gene Ontology annotation, cellular component: nucleus.